AUGCCCCGUAAAGGCACCCAACCCUCCACUGCCCGUCGCAGAGAGGAAGGGCCGCCGCGGUCCCCGGACGGCACCAGCAGCGACGCGGAGCCGGAUCCGCCGCCCGGCCGCGCGAGGAGCCAGGCGCUGGCCACCGCAGAAACUCCAAGUGAGGAAAUUGAUAAUAGAAGUUUAGAAGAGAUUUUGAAUAGCAUCCCUCCUCCCCCACCUCCUGCAAUGACCAAUGAACCUGGAGCUCCUCGUCUUAUGAUAACUCAUAUUGUAAACCAGAACUUCAAAUCUUAUGCUGGGGAAAAAAUUCUGGGACCUUUCCAUAAGCGAUUUUCCUGUAUUAUUGGGCCAAAUGGCAGUGGCAAAUCCAAUGUUAUUGAUUCUAUGCUUUUUGUAUUUGGCUAUCGAGCCCAAAAAAUAAGAUCUAAAAAACUCUCAGUUCUAAUACACAAUUCUGAUGAACAUAAGGAUAUUCAGAGUUGCACUGUAGCUGUUCAUUUUCAAAAGAUAAUUGAUAAGGAAGGGGAUGAUUAUGAAGUCAUUCCUAACAGUAACUUCUAUGUAUCCAGAACGGCCUACAGAGAUAAUACUUCUGUUUAUCACGUAAGUGGGAAGAAGACUACAUUUAAGGAUGUUGGAAUUCUUCUUCGAAGCCAUGGAAUUGACUUGGACCAUAAUAGAUUUUUAAUCUUACAGGGUGAAGUUGAACAAAUUGCUAUGAUGAAACCAAAAGGCCAGACUGAACACGAUGAGGGUAUGCUUGAAUAUUUAGAAGAUAUAAUUGGUUCUGGACGACUAAAUGAACCUAUUAAAGUCUUGUGUCGGAGAGUUGAAAUAUUAAAUGAACACAGAGGAGAAAAGUUAAACAGAGUUAAGAUGGUGGAAAAGGAAAAGGAUGCCUUAGAAGGAGAAAAAAACAUAGCCAUUGAAUUUCUUACCUUGGAAAAUGAAAUAUUUAGAAAAAAGAAUCAUGUCUGUCAAUAUUACAUUUAUGAUCUGCAGAAACGAAUUGCUGAAAUGGAGACUCAAAAGGAAAAAAUUAAUGAAGAUACCAAAGAAAUUAAUGAGAAGAGCAAUAUAUUGUCAAAUGAAAUGAAAGCUAAGAAUAAAGCUGUAAAAGAUGUAGAGAAGAAGCUGAAUAAAAUUACAAAAUUUAUUGAGGAGAACAAAGAAAAAUUUACAAAACUAGAUUUGGAAGAUGUUCAAGUUAGGGAAAAAUUGAAACAUGCUACAAGUAAAGGCAAAAAACUAGAGAAACAACUUCAAAAAGAUAAAGAAAAGGUUGAAGAGUUUAAAAGUAUACCUGCCAAGAGUGAGAAUAUCAUAAGGGAGACAACAACUAGAAACAAUGCCCUUGAGAAAGAAAAAGAAGAAGAAGAAGAAAAGUUAAAGGAAGUUAUGGAUAGCCUUAAACAGGAAACACAAGGCCUUCAAAAAGAAAAAGAAAGUCGAGAGAAAGAACUUAUGGACUUCAGCAGAUCAGUAAAUGAAGCACGUUCAAAGAUGGAUGUAGCUCAAUCAGAACUUGAUAUCUAUCUCAGUCGUCAUAAUACUGCAGUGUCUCAAUUAAGUAAAGCCAAAGAAGCUCUAAUGGCAGCUUCUGAGACUCUCAAAGAAAGGAAAGCUGCUAUUGGAGAUAUAGAGGCAAAACUCCCUCAAACUGAACGUGAGCUAAAGGAGAAAGAAAAAGAACUUCAAAAACUUACACAAGAAGAAAUAAAUUUCAAAAGUUUGGUUCGUGAUCUUUUCCAAAAAGUUGAAGAAGCAAAGAGUUCCUUAGCAAUGAAUCGAAGUAGGGGGAAAGUCCUUGAUGCAAUAAUUCAAGAAAAAAAAUCUGGCAGAAUUCCAGGAAUAUAUGGACGGCUGGGGGACUUAGGAACAAUUGAUGAAAAAUACGAUGUUGCUAUUUCAUCUUGUUGUCAUGCAUUAGACUACAUUGUUGUUGAUUCUAUUGAUACAGCCCAAGAAUGUGUAAACUUCCUUAAAAGACAAAAUAUUGGAGUUGCAACCUUCAUAGGUUUGGAUAAGAUGGGAGUGUGGGCAAAGAAAAUGACCAAAAUUCAAACUCCUGAGAAUACUCCUCGGUUAUUUGAUUUAGUAAAAGUAAAAGAUGGGGCAAUUCGCCAAGCUUUUUACUUUGCCUUACGGGAUACCUUAGUAGCUGACAGCUUAGAUCAAGCCACACGAGUAGCUUAUCAAAAAGAUAGAAGAUGGAGAGUGGUAACAUUACAAGGGCAAAUCAUAGAACAGUCAGGUACAAUGACUGGCGGUGGAAGCAAAGUAAUGAAAGGAAGGAUGGGUUCAUCAGUUGUUGCUGAAAUCUCAGAAGAAGAGGUAAAUAAAAUGGAAUCACAGUUGCAGAGAGACUCUCAAAAAGCAGUGCAGAUUCAGGAACAGAAAGUACAACUGGAAGAAGCAAUACUUAGGUUAAGGCAUAGUGAACGAGAAAUGAGGAAUACACUGGAAAAGUUUUCUGCAAGCAUCCAGCGUUUAUCAGAGCAAGAAGAAUAUUUGAAUGUCCAAGUUAAGGAACUUGAAGCUAAUGUACUUGCUACAGUCCCUGACAAAAAACAGCAGAAAUUGCUUGAAGAAAAUGUUAAUGCUUUCAAGACAGAGUAUAACAAUGUGGCUGAGAGAGCUGGUAAAGUGGAAGCUGAGGUUAAAAGGUUACACAAUAUCAUCGUAGAAAUCAAUAACCAUAAACUCAAGGCUCAACAAGACAAACUUGAUAAAAUAAAUAAGCAAUUAGAUGAAUGUGCUUCUGCUAUUACUAAGGCACAAGUGGCAAUCAAGACUGCUGACAGAAAUCUUAAAAAAGCACAAGACAGUGUCUUACGUACAGAGAAAGAAAUAAAAGAUACUGAGAAAGAAGUAGAUGACUUAACAACAGAGCUAAAAAGUCUUGAAGACAAAGCAGCAGAGGUUGUAAAGAAUACAAAUGAUGCAGAGGCAUCCUUACCAGAAAUUCAGAAAGAACAUCGAAACCUACUUCAAGAACUAAAAGUAAUUCAGGAAAAUGAACAUGCUCUCCAAAAAGAUGCACUUAGUAUUAAGUUGAAACUUGAACAAAUAGAUGGUCACAUUGGUGAACAUAAUUGUAAAAUAAAAUAUUGGCAAAAAGAGAUUUCAAAAAUAUCACUGCAUCCCAUAGAAGAUAAUCACGUUGAAAAGGUUCCAGUUCUAAGCCCAGAAGAGCUUGAAGCAGUCAAGAACCCAGAUUCUAUAACAAAUCAAAUUGCAGUUUUGGAAGCCCAGUGUCAUGAAAUGAAACCAAAUCUUGGCGCCAUUGCAGAUUAUAAAAAGAAGGAAGAAUUAUAUUUACAACGGGUAGCAGAAUUGGAUAAAAUUACUAAUGAAAGAGAUAAUUUUAGACAGGCAUAUGAAGAUCUUCGAAAACAAAGACUUAAUGAAUUCAUGGCAGGUUUUUAUAUAAUAACAAAUAAAUUAAAGGAAAAUUACCAAAUGCUUACUUUGGGAGGUGAUGCUGAGCUGGACCUUGUAGACAGCAUGGAUCCUUUCUCUGAAGGAAUCACGUUCAGUGUUCGACCACCUAAGAAAAGUUGGAAGAAGAUCUUCAACCUUUCAGGAGGAGAGAAAACACUUAGUUCAUUGGCUUUAGUGUUUGCUCUUCAUCACUAUAAACCCACUCCCCUCUACUUCAUGGAUGAGAUUGACGCAGCCCUUGAUUUCAAAAAUGUUUCUAUUGUUGCAUUUUACAUAUAUGAACAAACAAAAAAUGCCCAGUUCAUAAUAAUUUCUCUUCGAAAUAAUAUGUUUGAGAUUUCAGAUAGACUUAUUGGAAUUUACAAGACAUACAAUAUAACAAAAAGUGUUGCAGUAAACCCAAAAGAAAUUGCAUCUAAAGAACUUUGCUAA
Messenger RNA from Rangifer tarandus platyrhynchus (Svalbard reindeer), 3867 nucleotides. The record is from the annotation of a GenBank genome assembly. Lineage: Eukaryota; Metazoa; Chordata; Mammalia; Artiodactyla; Cervidae.